AUGUCGUUGUGGGUAGAUAAAUAUAGACCUAAGUCGUUGAAUGCACUUUCACAUAAUGACGAAUUGACAAAUUUCUUGAAAUCGCUAGCUGAUCAACCUCGUGAUUUACCUCAUCUACUACUAUAUGGACCGAAUGGCACAGGUAAAAAGACACGUUGUAUGGCGCUAUUGGAGUCUAUAUUUGGAGCAGGAGUUUACAGGCUAAAGAUUGACGUUAGACAGUUCGUCACUUCCUCGAACAGGAAAUUAGAAUUGAAUGUGGUCAGUUCGCCAUAUCAUUUAGAGAUCACACCAAGCGAUAUGGGUAAUAAUGAUAGAAUUGUCAUUCAGGAACUACUGAAGGAAGUGGCACAAAUGGAGCAAGUGGACUUCCAAGAUUCUAAGGAUGGAUUGGCUCACAGAUAUAAAUGUGUUAUAAUUAACGAGGCAAACUCUUUAACAAAAGAUGCUCAAGCAGCCUUAAGGCGUACCAUGGAAAAAUACUCCAAGAACAUUAGAUUGAUCAUGAUCUGCGAUUCAAUGUCCCCUAUAAUUGCUCCCAUCAAAUCACGUUGUCUACUGAUUCGUUGCCCCACACCAAGUGACAACGAAAUUUCCAAGAUUCUGUCAGAUGUAGUAACGAAUGAAAGAAUAAACCUGGAAACAAAAGAUAUUUUACAAAAGAUAGCCCGGGAAUCAAAUGGCAAUCUUCGAAUCUCGCUGUUGAUGCUUGAAUCUAUGGCAUUGAAUAAUGAAAUGACACUGAAAAGCAGUAGUCCUAUAAUAAAGGCGGACUGGCUUAUCGUGAUCCAAAAACUAACGAGGAAAAUCGUGAAAGAGAGAUCUGUUAAUUCUUUAAUUGAAUGCAGAGCCGUUCUGUACGACUUGCUAGCUCAUUGUAUACCUGCAAACGUCAUCUUGAAGGAAAUAACGUUCGCUUUACUGGAUGUGGAAACCUUGAACACCGGAAACAAAUCGUCGAUUAUUGAAUAUUCAAGUGUUUUUGACGAGAGGCUAUCGCUUGGAAACAAGGCGAUCUUCCACUUGGAAGGAUUUAUAGCAAAAGUCAUGUGCUCCUUAGAUUGA
Molecule: messenger RNA, 1065 nt
Organism: Saccharomyces kudriavzevii IFO 1802
Lineage: Eukaryota; Fungi; Ascomycota; Saccharomycetes; Saccharomycetales; Saccharomycetaceae
Gene: RFC5
Product: replication factor C subunit 5
Exons: 1
Coding region: 1-1065 (354 amino acids)
Biological process (GO): DNA repair; DNA-templated DNA replication
Cellular component (GO): DNA replication factor C complex; nucleus; Ctf18 RFC-like complex
Molecular function (GO): DNA clamp loader activity; ATP hydrolysis activity; DNA binding
Source: RefSeq, a predicted model, not a curated record